AUGUGUUUAUAUGGAGAUGCAUAUUAUUAUUUAUUUGAAUUUGACGACAGAUUGGUAUACCUGAUAAUGGCUCUGCUUAGUCCAGUGGCCUACCCACUCAGCCUGGUUUUUGACCGUAUCUUCGGUAACGAGGGCACUGGAUAUCACAAACGCUCGCAGCUGAAGGCUCUAGUUGACCUGCACGGACCACGGGCCUUUGACAUCAAAAAUGGUACUAAUUGCUAA
This is a messenger RNA of Protopolystoma xenopodis, 225 nucleotides long. The record is from the annotation of a GenBank genome assembly. NCBI's taxonomy places the organism in Eukaryota, Metazoa, Platyhelminthes, Monogenea, Polystomatidea, Polystomatidae.